AUGCCUCCCAAAAAGCGCGGAGGCGCAGCUAGCUCCUCCGCACCACCAAAACGCGGACGCGCAUCAAAGCUCGCGAAGGAGAACAACAUCACCGCCGAAGAAGAGAACGAAAUCAAAGAAGUGUUCCAACUAUUCUCCGACAAGAACGCAGACUUCCCAGACGAGAAGGAAGGGGUCAUUCCCCGCGAAGAUGUGCGCAAAGCACUGGUCGCUCUCGGCCUUCCACCCACCGAUUCAACCGAACUCGCAGAAAUCCUGUCCGCGCUCGAUCCAACUCUCAGCGGAUACGUGCCCUACAAUCCCUUCGUCUCGAUAGCAGCAGCUAAGCUGCGCUCGCGCGAUGAUGACGCCAUGGCUGCUGAGGUGGAUGAUGCGUACCAGCUAUUUACGCGCGGCACGGAUGGGCCCAUUACACUGUCGCAUUUGCGGCGCAUUGCGCGCGACUUGAAGGAGGAUAGUGUGGGUGAUGACUUACUCAAGGAUAUGAUUCUUGAGGGGAAUGGGGGCGCUGGGUUGAGUGCUGGUGUUACUUUGGAGCAGUUUCAUGAUGUCAUGACCAGAGCUGGUGUGUUUUAG
Penicillium griseofulvum is the source of this 576-nucleotide messenger RNA. Its product is annotated as EF-hand superfamily Ca2+-modulated protein. Lineage: Eukaryota; Fungi; Ascomycota; Eurotiomycetes; Eurotiales; Aspergillaceae. The transcript is spliced from 3 exons. The coding region runs from base 1 to 576 and encodes 191 amino acids. The record is from RefSeq and is a predicted model, not a curated record.